CUCAACCUCUCACUCAUAACACACACACACACACACACACAUCAACACCAUCGUGAGUUUUCUUCACGAUUUAUCGCGAUUCAAUCGUUCAAAAUCACCUGUUUUCCAUCCAACAAGUUUAAUCAGACAUACACAACAACAAUAUUCUUCCACCGCUGCAAAUCACUCACCUUUUGCAGCGAAUUUGAUUGAAAUUGUGUGAAAUUUGUGUGAAUUUGAAUCGAAUGACGGAAAUUGGAGAUCGUAGAUGGAGGAUUACGCGAUUUGCGACGGUGAUUGUGACGAACUUCGUGUUAGCUUCCAUGAUUGUUUCGGCAGAAAGAAGUUCGAUGAUAGAAGAUGUCGCUGCAGUUGCAGGUGACAGUGAAGAUGGUGAUGGAUUGAGAAUUAGGUAUUUUGUGAAGCUGGCGAACUAUUUGUUUCAAACAGAUGGAUCUGGUUAUCAACAUGUUUGGCCUGAAAUGGAAUUCGGGUGGAAAAUUGUUCUUGGUAGCUUUAUUGGAUUUUGCGGAGCUGCAUUCGGGAGUGUAGGCGGAGUCGGAGGUGGUGGUAUAUUCGUGCCAAUGCUUACGCUAAUUAUCGGCUUUGAUCCUAAAUCCGCUACUGCUAUUUCUAAAUGUAUGAUCAUGGGGGCAGCAGCAUCAACUGUUUAUUACAAUCUUAAGUUAAGGCACCCGACGCUUAAUAUGCCGAUUAUCGACUAUGAUUUGGCGUUGCUUAUUCAACCGAUGUUGAUGCUAGGAAUAAGUAUUGGAGUUGCGUUUAAUGUUAUUUUUGCUGACUGGAUGGUCACUGUUCUUUUGAUUAUUCUUUUUAUUGGCACAUCAACUAAGGCCUUUUGCAGAGGCGUUGAAACAUGGAACAAAGAAACAAUUAUGAAAAAGGAGGCUGCUAAGCGCUUGGAGAACAAUGACAACGCUGAGGCAGAAUACAAAAUUCUUCCUGGUGGUCCCAGCAAUGGAAGUGCAACCAAACCCGAAAGAUCACUAAAAACCGAGGUCACCGUUCUUGAGAAUGUAUGUUGGAAAGAACUCGGGCUUUUAGUUUUCGUUUGGAUUGCAUUCCUUGCUCUGCAGCUUGGAAAGAAUUAUACGUCUACUUGCUCAGUAUGGUAUUGGGUGCUAAACUUAUCACAGAUUCCAAUUGCCUUUGGGGUAUCUGGGUAUGAGGCGGUUAGCUUAUAUAAGGGAACACGAACUAUAUCGUCAAUGGGAGAUUUAGCCAGCAACCAACUUAGCAUAGGACAGUUGGUUUUAUAUUGUUCGUGUGGUGUUCUAGCUGGCGUAGUUGGCGGUUUACUCGGUUUAGGUGGCGGUUUUAUCAUGGGCCCACUCUUUUUGGAGCUUGGAGUACCCCCUCAGGUUUCAAGUGCAACAGCCACAUUUGCAAUGACGUUUUCGUCCUCUAUGUCUGUUGUAGAAUACUACCUUUUAAAGCGUUUCCCGGUUCCUUAUGCUGCUUAUUUUCUACUAGUGGCAACAAUUGCUGCUUUUGUCGGUCAACAUGUCGUGAGAAAACUGAUUAUGAUCCUCGGACGGGCUUCGUUGAUUAUAUUCAUCCUCGCCUUCACUAUUUUUGUCAGUGCAAUAUCAUUAGGUGGAGUUGGAAUUUCAAACAUGAUUGGGAAAAUCGGGCGACAAGAAUACAUGGGAUUCGAGAAUCUUUGCAAGUACGAGAUUUAGAAUUAGAUAAAAAACAUUGAUCCAAACUAGAAUUUGUCGAAAUUCUACGCUUUGGUGACUUGUAUCGCGUGAUGUUAGAUAUGUACCGAAUCAAGUUGGUAGUCGAUGCUAACAUCACGGACGGUUGUGGCACUUUGUUAGAAACUUUAUUGAUUGUAGUUCUUUCUAAUGCAGUGUUUAAUUGUUAUGUUUAUGGUUUAA
Molecule: messenger RNA, 1883 nt
Organism: Helianthus annuus (common sunflower)
Lineage: Eukaryota; Viridiplantae; Streptophyta; Magnoliopsida; Asterales; Asteraceae
Product: sulfite exporter TauE/SafE family protein 3
Exons: 12
Coding region: 225-1682 (485 amino acids)
Biological process (GO): protein ubiquitination
Cellular component (GO): membrane; Cul4A-RING E3 ubiquitin ligase complex
Source: RefSeq, a predicted model, not a curated record